Drosophila innubila is the source of this 2455-nucleotide messenger RNA. RefSeq names its product ADAM 17-like protease (gene Tace). Gene Ontology annotation, molecular function: metalloendopeptidase activity. Gene Ontology annotation, biological process: Notch signaling pathway; membrane protein ectodomain proteolysis. Bases 141 to 2321 code for a protein of 726 amino acids. The transcript is spliced from 9 exons. NCBI's taxonomy places the organism in Eukaryota, Metazoa, Arthropoda, Insecta, Diptera, Drosophilidae. The record is from RefSeq and is a predicted model, not a curated record. Gene Ontology annotation, cellular component: plasma membrane.
UUACCGCCAAAUGACCGAUAAUUUCUAUCGGUUGCAAUAAAUAUCGAACAGAUACAGACUGAAAAUCAACACAAGAUAGGCAACCCUAACAGUGCUCACACGGAAAUUUGGCAACACUGUUCGAUCAAUUGAGACGAAAAAUGUUUACAAAAUGCAUUAAUUGUUGUGGCUUAAUAAUUAUUUAUGUUCUAUUUGCAUGCCUUUUGGUCGAAAACUGUGUUGCACUGAAACGGACACUGCGCCACUACGAAGUUUUCCACAAAGAUGAUGUUGUACACAGGAUUGUCAAGAGGGGUGCUAAACAAAGUAAUAAUCCAUACAACACCAUAAAGGAGCUGGAGUUUAAGACUCUGGGCAAGAAUUUUCGUCUGAUAUUACAUCCACACCGCGAUGUGCUCCACAGCAAGUUUCGAGCUUAUGCUGUGGAUGCGGAUGGAAAUGAGACAGUAGUGCACUUGGAUCAUGACAAUUUUUAUACGGGUCGCGUUUUUGGCGAAUUGGAAUCGUCGGUGCGCGCACACAUUGAGGAUGGAUCCUUGACCAUGUCCAUUGAACUGCCCGAAGAAACCUACCACAUAGAGCCUUCCUGGCGCCAUUUACCCACAGCCAAGAAACACACAAUGGUGGCCUACAAAUCAUCCGAUGUCAAACUCAAUCAUAACGAACAAGGUGACGUACCCAAAACCUGCGGAUAUAUUAAAGAAGGCCGCGAGUUGGAAAGCAAUGACAUUGACCAUUUAACACGCGAGAAGCGACAGGCGGAUCAAUAUGAAUAUACGCCCACUAAAACGCGAUGUCCACUCCUGCUGGUCGCCGACUAUCGUUUCUUUCAGGAAAUGGGCGGUGGCAAUACCAAGACAACUAUCAAUUACCUAAUAAGCCUUAUUGAUCGCGUACAUAAAAUCUAUAACGAUACGGUAUGGCAGGAUCGUUCCGAUCAGGAGGGAUUCAAAGGCAUGGGCUUUGUUAUCAAAAAGAUUGUUGUACAUUCGGAGCCAACACGUCUGCGUGGCGGCGAAGCUCAUUAUAAUAUGAUUCGGGAAAAAUGGGAUGUACGCAAUUUGCUUGAGGUCUUUUCCCGGGAAUACAGCCAUAAAGACUUUUGCUUAGCUCAUCUUUUUACCGAUCUCAAAUUCGAAGGUGGCAUUUUAGGCUUGGCUUACGUUGGCUCCCCACGCCGCAAUUCUGUGGGUGGCAUUUGCACACCAGAAUACUUCAAGAACGGCUAUACGCUUUAUUUAAACUCGGGCCUAAGCAGCUCACGUAAUCAUUAUGGUCAGCGCGUGAUCACACGCGAGGCUGACCUGGUAACUGCUCAUGAAUUUGGACAUAACUGGGGAUCUGAACAUGAUCCCGACAUACCUGAAUGCUCACCCAGUGCCUCGCAAGGUGGCAGCUUUCUCAUGUACACAUACUCCGUUAGCGGCUAUGAUGUCAAUAACAAGAAAUUCUCACCAUGUUCGCUGCGCUCCAUACGCAAAGUGCUGCAGGCCAAGUCUGGUCGUUGCUUCUCAGAGCCAGAGGAAUCGUUUUGUGGAAACCUGCGUGUUGAAGGAGACGAGCAAUGCGAUGCUGGACUGCUGGGCACCGAGGACAAUGACUCUUGCUGUGACAAGAACUGCAAGUUGCGCCGCAAUCAGGGCGCCAUGUGCAGCGACAAGAAUUCACCGUGCUGCCAAAACUGUCAGUUCAUGCCAGCGGCAAUGAAAUGCCGCGAAGCACAGUACGCAACCUGUGAGCAGGAGGCACGCUGCACAGGCUCCCACGCCGAGUGCCCGAAAUCACCGGCCAUGGCAGAUGGUACUAUUUGCCAGGAACGAGGCCAGUGCCGGAAUGGCAAGUGCGUGCCGUACUGUGAGACGCAGGGAUUGCAGAGUUGCAUGUGCGAUAUCAUUGUGGAUGCCUGCAAACGCUGUUGUCGGAUGAGCAUCAAUGAGACUUGUUUCCCAGUGGAGCCGCCAGAUGUACUGCCCGACGGCACACCCUGCAUAACAGGCUUCUGUAACAAGGGAGUUUGCGAGAAGACCAUACAAGACGUUGUCGAACGUUUCUGGGACAUUAUUGAGGAGAUCAAUGUGGCGAAGACAUUGCGCUUUCUCAAAGACAACAUUGUCAUGGCUGUUGUGAUGGUUACCGCUGUCUUUUGGAUUCCUGUCAGCUGCGUCAUCUCAUAUUUUGAUCGCAAGAAGCUGCGUCACGAGAUGAAACAAAUUGAAUGGAGUCACAAAUUGGAUCUCAUACAUCCCAGCGACGAGAGGCGUCGUGUAAUACACAUACGCGUUCCACGACAAAAGAUCUCGGUAGCGAGAGCUUGUAAUUAACAUAGAACGCGGUGGCGGCUAUUGUUUUAUCUUCCGUGAGCAUUCUUCUCAAAACUGCCACAAUUAUUUUAUAUAUUAAGUAUAACAAUUGAACCACAUAACAUAAUGAAUAAAAUUCCCAAUAAUAUAGACAA